AUGUACUCACAACACCCCGCAAUGGCCGCGCCUCAAAAACCCGAGACCUUCAUGCUGAGCACGGAGGCUCAGCAGGCGCUUCCCCACGAUGCGCAAGUCGCCCUCCAGCAGGUUGACAACCUCAAAUACUUCCUCAUCUCUGCCCCCGUCGACUGGCAACAAGACCAGUAUAUUCGCCGCUUUCUGCUCCCUACCGGCGAAUACGUCUCUUGUGUCCUCUGGAACACUCUCUUUCACAUCUCGGGUACCGACAUUGUUCGCUGCCUGUCCUUCAGAUUCCAGGCUUUUGGCCGUCCCGUAAAGAACUCCAAAAAGUUCGAAGAGGGCAUCUUUUCUGACCUGCGAAACCUCAAGUCCGGCACCGACGCCUCCCUUGAAGAGCCCAAGAGCCAGUUUCUCGACUUUCUCUACAAGAACAACUGUAUCCGCACCCAAAAGAAGCAAAAAGUCUUUUACUGGUAUAGCGUCCCUCACGAUCGCCUGUUCCUCGAUGCUCUCGAGCGCGAUCUUAAGAGAGAAAAGAUGGGCCAAGAAGCUACCACUGUCGCUGUUAGCGAGCCUGCCUUGUCUUUCCAGUACGACUCGUCCCAGUCUCUCUACGAGCAGUUGACCAAGACUCAGCAAGUCAACUCCUCGUCUUUCAACGCCCAGCACUCUUCGUUUCCCCAAACCCAGUCGGCUUCCCCCAUCAUCAAGGCCAUGGAGGCUAUGCCUCCUCCCAACAUGAUGCCCCAGACCAUGGGCCACAUGCCCGAUACCAUGGACCCAAUGGGCGCCUACGACACUGUCAGCAUGGCCCCCGUUCCUCCUCCCCAGGUCGCUGCUGUCAAGCGCGAGCCCGACUUUACUCGAGUCCAGUACAAUCAGAACGGUAUUCCCGUCCAUGGUCACCAGCGUCACGCUUCCAUGCCGGCCUAUGGCCUCGAGUACUCGCCUGCUCCCUCUUUUGUCUCUUCCCAGUAUGACGACUACGGCAACCGUGGACUGUCUUUUGAGCCCAUCACCCCUCCCCAGCAGGCUCUUGGAGUCUCUGCCGAACCUGCUUAUAUCGCCAACGAAGAGACUGGCCUCUACCCCUCCAUGUCUGACCAUCACCUCUCUGGCAUGAACGGUAUGAACGGCAUGGUCCAGCUCCCUCCUUCGACCAUGGCUGGCCACCAGUACAACCGCCCCUACGGGAGCAACAAUGUUUACUCAGUCAUUGAAGGCUCACCCACGUACAAGCAAAGACGGCGCCGCUCUUCCAUUCCUCCCGGCAUGUCAGCUAUUGCCGCCCCUCCUUCGUCAAACCCCAAUGUCCCUCACAGACCUUCUGACCUUCGUCGAUCCGUCUCCGUCUCCGUGGGCCCCGUUGCCGAAGGCGACGAGUCCGAUGAUCACUCCCCCCCCGGUCUUUCGUUUAGCAACGGUAUGUCCAUGCACAAGUCAAAGCCUCAUGACGACAUGUCGAGACAUGGCACCCCACUCUCGAACGUCGAGUCCCACUCAGGCCUCAACCCUCUUGCUCUUCAGCAAAGCUUUGGAAGUGAUGACAUGUCUGGCAACGGUUCUUUCCACGAGCAUCGCAGAGCCCUCUCCAACCCCGCUGGUGUCAUUCGUCGCGCUCGCUCUGCCACUGUCAUGGAGCUUGGGCCGUACCCCCACAAGUCGCACUCUUGCCCAAUUCCCACCUGCGGUCGCCUCUUCAAGCGUUUAGAACACCUCAAGCGCCAUGUUCGUACACACACACAGGAAAAGCCCUAUGUCUGCCCCCAGUGCAACAAAGCCUUUUCCCGCUCAGACAAUCUGGCGCAGCACAAGCGCACGCACAGCCGCGAAGAUGGCGCCGAGGGCUCUCUCAACCUUUCUGCGGAAGAGGAAGAGGAAUACUCCGGCGAGGAGCCCUUGGGCUCCCUUGAAGAGGCUUCUCCCUCAUCAGAGAUGGCUUACAUCACCGGUUCCCUGAAUGGUGAGAUCAACCAAAACGGCAUGGCUCGUCCUUCCAUGUCCAAUACGCAGUACAGCAACAGCCUAGACGCCUUGAGGCUGCCUAUGACAAUCAGCCAGCCAUCAAUUAUUUAA
Messenger RNA from Cordyceps militaris CM01, 2061 nucleotides. RefSeq names its product transcription factor steA. Lineage: Eukaryota; Fungi; Ascomycota; Sordariomycetes; Hypocreales; Cordycipitaceae. Bases 1 to 2061 code for a protein of 686 amino acids. Gene Ontology annotation, biological process: regulation of DNA-templated transcription; sexual reproduction. Gene Ontology annotation, cellular component: Tec1p-Ste12p-Dig1p complex; Ste12p-Dig1p-Dig2p complex; nucleus. The record is from RefSeq and is a predicted model, not a curated record. The transcript has 2 exons. Gene Ontology annotation, molecular function: DNA-binding transcription factor activity.